Molecule: messenger RNA, 1910 nt
Organism: Caretta caretta (loggerhead turtle)
Lineage: Eukaryota; Metazoa; Chordata; Testudines; Cheloniidae
Gene: ATAD1
Product: ATPase family AAA domain containing 1
Biological process (GO): extraction of mislocalized protein from mitochondrial outer membrane
Cellular component (GO): mitochondrial outer membrane
Molecular function (GO): ATP hydrolysis activity; ATP binding
Source: RefSeq, a predicted model, not a curated record
CGGCUCUGACUGGGGAGCAGCCGGCGCCUCGGGGGCGGGGGCGUGGGGAAGAGAGGGGCGGUGCUUCCUGCCCGCCACCUCGCCAGCCACCGUCGCACCAUCGCCGGGGCUGCCCUCGCCACUGCGCCGCUCGCCCGCUGGGCCGGGGUGCUCCAGUCCCUGCCCUCCUACUGCGUCAUUUCUCGCCCGCCGUUGCCCCCGCCGGGCCUCCAGCGGUAGUUCCGCGCCCUCUCCUGCCCCUGCGGCAGCCCCGGGGCGCCCGUCCGCGCCGCUUCCUGAGUGAGCAGCCGCCUUGCUCGAGAGUGUUAAAUCAAAAUGGUUCAUGCUGAAGCCUUUUCUCGCCCCCUGAGUCGGAAUGAAGUUGUUGGUUUAAUUUUCCGUUUGACGAUAUUUGGUGCGGUAACUUAUUUUACCAUUAAAUGGAUGGUAGAUGCAAUUGAUCCAACCAGGAAGCAAAAAAUAGAAGCCCAGAAACAGGCAGAAAAGCUAAUGAAGCAAAUUGGGGUGAAAAAUGUCAAGCUUACUGAAUAUGAAAUGAGCAUUGCCGCACAUCUAGUAGACCCUCUUAGCAUGCAUGUAACCUGGAGUGAUAUUGCAGGUUUAGAUGAUGUCAUUACAGAUCUGAAGGACACAGUCAUUUUACCUAUCAAGAAGAAACAUUUGUUUGAGAAUUCCAGACUCUUGCAGCCACCAAAAGGAGUACUUCUCUAUGGCCCUCCAGGUUGUGGUAAAACUCUGAUUGCCAAAGCUACAGCAAAGGAAGCCGGUUGUCGAUUUAUUAAUCUCCAGCCUUCAACAUUGACUGAUAAAUGGUAUGGGGAGUCUCAGAAACUGGCUGCUGCUGUCUUCUCCCUUGCUAUAAAACUGCAACCUUCCAUCAUUUUUAUCGAUGAAAUAGAUUCCUUUCUACGAAGCCGUUCAAGUUCUGAUCAUGAAGCUACAGCUAUGAUGAAAGCUCAGUUCAUGAGUCUGUGGGAUGGUCUGGACACUGACUAUAGUUGCCAAGUGAUAGUGAUGGGAGCUACCAAUCGCCCUCAGGAUCUUGACUCUGCCAUUAUGAGAAGAAUGCCUACGAGGUUUCACAUUAACCAACCAGCUCUGAAACAGAGAGAGGCGAUUUUGAAACUGAUUUUGAAAAAUGAAAAUGUGGACAGGCAUGUGGACCUCCUGCAAAUUGCUAAAGAAACAGAUGGAUUUUCAGGAAGUGAUUUGAAAGAAAUGUGUCGUGAUGCAGCACUCCUGUGCGUCAGGGAAUAUGUUAAUUCUACAUGUGAAGAAAGCAAUGAUGAAGAUGAAAUUCGGCCAGUGCAACAGCUGGAUCUGCACAGGGCAAUUGAGAAGAUGAGGAAGUCAAAAGAUGCAACACUUCAGAAUGUUUUGAUGCAUGUUAGUUUAGACUAAGACUAAACAGUGUGUUUGCAGUUUCUGAUGUGGCCUAGUUUGGUGACUUGCGCUGUAAUCAGUUAGUUAAAACGAGUGUGGGGGGAGGGAUAUUCUUUCAAUAAGGGAGUUAAAUGUUUCAUUUCCAGAGGGGUUUUAUACACUGAAUUCUAAAUUAUUGAAAUCUGGUAAUCUUACAGAAAUAGAUGUGGUCUACAGCUCAUGAAGUGGAACAAUAUAGUCCAGUCCAAGAGUGAAUGCUUGUGUUUUGUCCAAUUACCAAUAUGUUGUAGUGGCCUUAAAGUAGGUUCUAAGCUGAUGCAUGUUUUUGAGGGGAAGUGGAAAAUGAUUGAAUACCAGUUCAUGUAUAUAUGUAUGAACGUGUGUGUGUUUAUAUUAAGUGUAUAUAUCCACACAUUUUUUAUAUAUAGACAUAAUCUGUAGAUAAGUUGAAUAUGGAAAAUCUUUUUUUACUUAAUUACUGAAUGAAAUUAAAUCAGAAGAUGUAUAGAUUAAAAGACUCUAUUGUA